GGGUCGCACGCAGUGACCUGGCUGACGCCGGCCUUGCAGCCCGUGGCCUUCACGUCCGGCUCGGAGGACGCCCACUUCCGUGUGCUGCCAGACGGGCGUCUGCGCCUGCGGGGGGCACGGCGGGCCGACGCAGGCACGUACACGUGCGUGGCGGGGCGGGGCCGGCGCGCCACCCUGCGCCUACACGUGCAGCUGCGGUCGCCGCGCAUCCGGGUCACACCUGACGUCCAUGAUGACGUGAACGAGGACAUUCGGGUCUCCCCCGUGGUGCGUAUGCGCGUGCGCUGCCAGGCGGAUGGCGUCCCCGAGCCCCGCCUGCUGUGGGAACUUCCGGGCGGGCUGGUACUUCCAGUCCCGUAUCGCAGUCACACGGGGGGAGGGAUCAGCGUGGAUGCGCGCGGGACGUUGGAAAUCCCGGAUGUGCGUGCGCUGCGCAGUGGUGGCAGCUACGCCGUGGCAUGCGUGGCGCGCAACCCGGCAGGAGAAGCCCGGAUGUGGGUGCGGCUGCCGCCAUGGUGGGCGCGGGCUCUGCCCCCUGCGGUGUCGGCUCUGCCCUCUGAGGCGUUGACUCCGCCCCCUGUUGCACCGGCUCCGCCCCAUCACGCACCUGCCCCGCCAUCUUGGGCGCUGACUCUGUCCACUGGUGCGCUGGCUCCGCCCUCUGAGGCAGCUCCGCCCCCUGGCCCGCCUGCCCCGCCAUCUUGGGCGCUGACUCCACCCCCUGACGCACCGACUCUGCUCUCUGAGGCGCUGACUCCGCCCCCUGGGACGGCGUCGGAGGUGGCGCUGCGUGUGGUGCUGGGCGGCAGCUUCCGGCUGCGCUGCCCCACCUCCACGCUUCCGGUGUCCUGGCGCCUGCCCGGCGGGCUGGUGCUGCGUGGGCCGCAGAGGCGAGGCCGCUUCACGCUGGGCGCCGACGGCAGCCUGGAGGUGCGCGCCGCCUCCGAGCGGGACCGCGGCGCCUACAUCUGCCAUGCCCACCCCGGGGCGCCGCCCGGACACGCCCCCCGCGCGCCGGAGACCAGGAUGUUCAGCUUCAUUCCCGCCACUAGGCCGCUGGGUGCCAUGGCAAGGCAACAGACUGAGGAGACCCGGAU
Messenger RNA from Dipodomys ordii (Ord's kangaroo rat), 1097 nucleotides. Its product is annotated as matrix-remodeling-associated protein 5-like. Gene Ontology annotation, biological process: dendrite self-avoidance; axon guidance; homophilic cell-cell adhesion. The record is from RefSeq and is a predicted model, not a curated record. NCBI's taxonomy places the organism in Eukaryota, Metazoa, Chordata, Mammalia, Rodentia, Heteromyidae. Gene Ontology annotation, molecular function: cell-cell adhesion mediator activity. The transcript has 2 exons. Gene Ontology annotation, cellular component: plasma membrane; axon. The annotation marks the transcript as partial.